Messenger RNA from Pygoscelis adeliae (Adelie penguin), 1487 nucleotides. RefSeq names its product chromosome unknown open reading frame, human C4orf46. Bases 1 to 267 code for a protein of 88 amino acids. The transcript has 2 exons. The record is from RefSeq and is a predicted model, not a curated record. Lineage: Eukaryota; Metazoa; Chordata; Aves; Sphenisciformes; Spheniscidae.
AUGCGAAGCGUUCGCGCGAAGGGCUGCAAGCAACCUCUAAGAAGAAACUUUACUCUUCCGCAGCUCUUUACUAACUGCUGUCGGGAUGCCGCCUCUACAAUUACUUCGCCAGCCGCCUUCUCGCUGGCGAAGAUCCUGGAGGCGACGUCGGCCGUGUCGGCCCAGGUGGAGGAGCUCGCCACCAAGUGCUCGGAGAACGCCCGGUUCCUCAGAACAUGGCGGGACCUGCUGAGGGAGGGGUACGAGUCCCUGAAGCCCAGCGGCUGACCCUGCCCCCGCGGCCGCUCGGCCGGGUCGCGGGGGGGUCACGCACACCCCGCUUGUGUCGGACUGGAGCGCGGGGGUUUUUGAACCACCGUUUUUAGGGAGUUCGCGUGGGUUUUUGUUUUCCCUCAGCAGCUCCCCGUGAGCCCGCGGUUCUUUCAGAAAUACUUGCCGACUUGUAUGGAUGUCGUGUGUGAGUCACCGAGCAAAAUAACUUUGUUUAGGGAAUCGGUUGUGAUUUUUAGACUCUUCUGUUGCAGCUCAAGCGAUCUCGUAAAUGAAACGCUCUCCCCCCUUUUUCGUUUUCCUUGUCAAUGCGGUGGAUGCCAAGUUCGUAUGUGUGGUGCGUCCAGAGCUCGUUACAGGUGAGGAAGUGGCGUCCUGCAAGGACGUAUCGUCAGCCCUUCUUUUCAAGAGCUGCCACCAGCGGAAACCCUGCCACCUCCAGAGAAACUUGCUGAACUAACUUCAGUUUUUCUCUAUGCACACUUUUUCUUCGUGUUGAGGAUGGGAUAACAUGGCAAGCCCUGUAUCCCAAACCUUACUAUUUUUAGCAGUGUUGCAAUAUAUUUCUGUGAAGCUGCAGACUUUUUGCAAGAUGUUUGAUUACUGCAAACAAUUUUACGCUAUCUUUUGUUGUAAUAAAGUGCCUUGUGAUGGACCAUAUACCUCUGCAUGACAGAAGUUUAACAAACAAACAGCAUUGUUUUAUACUGAUAGGAUGGAUUAUUUUGAACUGUAAGUAAAAGCUUCCAUCAGUUACAAAAGAAUCUGUGAAACGCAUUAUCCCAUGUCUCGGGAGGCACAUCAGACCUUUUUCAGCCUUUGGUCCUAUUUUAUAUCUUUGCCUUAAGCAGUUGCUAGUUAGUUAGUCUAGACCUUAUUGUUAACAGAACCUUUUGGUCUGAAAGAUCGCUAAUGUGUAGUAAAUAGCUGUACUGAAACUCCUGUAUCUUUACCAGAGCAAUGUGAAAAAAAGUAAUGCUGAAAUGCAGUGGGAGGCUGCAGAAGAACAUGGUUGUACCAUGAUUUGUUAGUCAGCCUUAUUUUUACCGGUAGAAGGACUUUUUAAAAGGCAAACUGUAGUUUUCUUAUCGAAACAAUAAAGAUGUACAAAAAAUUCUGAAAUAAUGAAUAUUCUUGUGUUACUCAUAGAAACAAAGAUGACAUUGAAUGUAUCCAUAAUCAACUUAAGUGAAAAACAGAAGUAAUGGUAAGGACAG